AUGGCCGGAACCGUCCUCAUCACAGGUGCCAACGGCACUCUAGCUCUCGAAGUUGUCCGAACUCUUCUUACAUCACAUCCCCAGUACACAGUCGUAGCAGCAGUGCGGAACACCUCGCCGGAAAAGGAUCUCAACACCGCCAAACUCAUGCAGAUCAUCGAGCAGCCUCCCGGAGCCAAAGUCGAAGUCAAGCAGCUUGACCUCGGGAAGCUGUCCGAAGUCCGUAGGUUCGCGGACGACAUUUCGAGGCAAAUCGACCUGGGAAACCUUCCCCGUAUCUCGGCGAUCCUGUGCAACGCGGCUACAUUGUCACUCGAAGCCGGUCAGAAAUACACGUCGGACGGCUUGGAAGCGACAUUCCAAGUCUGCCAUCUCUCGCACUACCUGCUGGUCCUCAAGCUUCUGGGAAGCAUGGACAUGGCAUACGGGCGCGUCAUCAUGCUCGGCUCCAUAACGCAUUUCCCCGAGAAGACCAACCCACUUUCGGCCUACAGACCGGAAUUCCCCAGCGAGAUCGAGCGACUGCGCUACGGGACGGCCAAGCUGGCGAACGUGACGUUCAUGCACGAUCUCAACAGGAGACUUGAAGCAGACCCCAAGCUCCCCAACCUAACCGUCUUGGCCGUGGACCCGGGAGGCCUAGCCGCGUCCAGAUCCCAGGUCCACAUGAAGAAGCCGGUCCAGCGGAUGAUGGCGACGAUCAACUUCCUGAUGCCCGUUCUGAAGCACGUCACCACCAUGUUCCGCCCCACGGCCGACGCGGCACGCGAUGUCGUCGCCGUCAGCGUGGCGCCCGAGUUCCGGAGCAGGCGGGGCUACUACGUCGGGCAGAGGGCGGAUGUCGAUGCUGAGAUCAGUCGAGAUGCGGGGGCGCAGGACCGGCUCUGGCGGGCUUGCUGGGGGUGGUCUGGUCUCGAGCCGGAGGAGACUAUGCUUGCUAAUGCUGCGGCGUGA
Molecule: messenger RNA, 954 nt
Organism: Anthostomella pinea
Lineage: Eukaryota; Fungi; Ascomycota; Sordariomycetes; Xylariales; Xylariaceae
Source: the annotation of a GenBank genome assembly